Rana temporaria (common frog) is the source of this 2764-nucleotide messenger RNA. It is a transcript of the gene HASPIN, whose product is annotated as histone H3 associated protein kinase. Gene Ontology annotation, cellular component: cytoplasm; nucleus. Gene Ontology annotation, molecular function: ATP binding; histone H3T3 kinase activity. The record is from RefSeq and is a predicted model, not a curated record. The coding region runs from base 202 to 2565 and encodes 787 amino acids. NCBI's taxonomy places the organism in Eukaryota, Metazoa, Chordata, Amphibia, Anura, Ranidae. Gene Ontology annotation, biological process: protein phosphorylation; mitotic cell cycle; intracellular signal transduction. The transcript is spliced from 12 exons.
GUAUAGUAGGACCCAUGUCUUGUGGUGUUUCCUCAGCAGCGCACACCUCUGACUCCAGACUCGUUCCACGACUUUGAAGUGAAGAAGCGGAAGUUGUGUCCGGAGGUCAUCAGUAUUCUGGACUCCUCUGCGGACGCGCUGUCCAGUCCUCUUCAGAAAGCUCCUCUCCUCUCCAGCACCCCCUCCGUUCUGCUGACUGCCAUGCCGAGGACAGAGAAGUCUUUUGUCAGGCAGCUGGCGCUGUGUGGGCCCCUGGAGGACAGUGUGGUCAGGUGCUGCUCUGGGGCCCAUUCUACCGAUGGAGAGAAUAAAGAGGACCUGUUGUAUGGGGACAUUCCCGGAAGAAUGGCACAUGGUGGUCUCAUGGAAGAUCCGAGAAGAGGGACACAACCAUGCAGCAGAACGGAUGAGUCCAAGCUCGGGUCGCCCACCAAUCCUGGGUCCGGGGUAAAGUGUCUGAGCAUUAAGGUAUCCAAUGGAAGAUCCUCUUUGUGCCUUUUGUCUCCCGUCGGUGUUUCCCCCUCUCCAUCUUUUAUGUGCCUGGAUGAGGAGGAGAAGCACGGACCAGGGGACAGCAAUGCCUUCUGUACCAGUCCUGAGCUCUUCUCUGCUGAGGAGGAGGAGGAUUUGCCCCACACCUCUGUGAAGGACCUGUUGAUGGAGGAGGCCGCCAUGUUGGAUGAAAGCCCAUCCAGCGGGUUCCUGAAGAGAAAUUCGUCAGAUAAGUGGAAUUAUUUCAGAAGAAGAACUUUCCAGCCCGUUGUAAAGUUGCAUCCAGACGCAGUUGUUGAAUAUCUGGAAAGGCAGAUGGAGAAAUGUCCUUGGGGGGCUCGGCGGGUCCAUAAGACGGAGGUGGGCACUUUAAUUCUGCCUCUGAGAGACAUGAGUCUCCGCCAGAUGCAGCCGGUUGUACAACUGGACCGCCAUUCCGUUACCAAAUAUUUUCAGGAUAAAAACUUGUCUAAGACUCGGAACGUUGAGCCGCGUCUGCGAAUCUUUGGCACCGAUCUCACCUCACUGACUUUAGAGACGGGAAUGAAGACCCCCCUGGUGAUCUCUUCUAUGCCAAAGAGCCGAAUUCAGAACUCUGCGGCUCCUCAGGAGACCACGGGGAGGAAAGUCUGUAUUAGUGGCUUCAGUGUGAAGAGAUGGGGAAACCGCAGGAAAAAGUCCACCAAGGCCCAGAAGCAGCUUUCCUUCCAGGACUAUGGGGACAUGUCUCUGUUCCGGGACAAGGAGGAUGUGGGCGGAGCCCUCUCCCCUCUUCAUUUCUCGCCUUCUCUGCUCACCUCGUCCUUCCUCAACUCUACGACUGUCGGGAAUCUUGACCUGUCCACAGAAUCCUUUUCCAUUCGAGAUACUCAUAAGGAUCUUCAGCGAUGGGCACGACUCCGAGCCGCUCUGUCGCUCCACCGCAAGAAGAAAGUUGAGGCCGGCCUUCCAUCCCUCCACCUCGCUGACAGGAGAACUGGGAACCAAAGUGCGCACAGCAACUCCUCUUCUCUGCUCCUGCUCUCUCCAUCGUCUCUGUACUGCGAUGAUCUCACCGAUGCGGAGAAGGUUUUGGCGGAAUGUCAGCAGGAGAAGCCGAUUUCUUUCCACCAAUGCCUGACGCAGGAUCAGAUCCUCCUCUGCCAGAAGGUGGGGGAGGGGGUGUACGGAGAAGUCUUCCGAACGGUGCGGGGCGACCAGCUGGUGGCUCUAAAGAUAAUACCCAUCGAGGGGUCCCAGAAGGUUAACGGAGAACCCCAGAAAAGCUUUGCUGAAAUUCUUCCAGAAAUCAUCAUCUCAAAAGAGCUGAGCUUGCUGAGUGGAGGAGAGAAUAAUCGGACCAGUGGAUUCAUAAAUCUUCACUCGGCUUAUUGUGUGAAGGGAUCUUAUCCUCCGGAGCUCCUUGCAGCCUGGGAUGAAUUUGCUGAAGAGAAAGGCACAGAAAACGAGCGUCCAGAUUUGUUUGGUGAAGAGCAGCUCUUCAUGAUUCUGGAGUUCGAGUUUGGUGGAGACGACCUGGAGAGAAUGAGUUCUAAGCUCCCAUCUGUGUCCGCCUCUCGCAGCAUUCUUCACCAGGUGACCGCGGCUUUGGCAGUGGCUGAAGAAGAACUUCGGUUUGAGCACCGGGACUUACACUGGGGGAACCUCCUCAUCGAGACGUGUUCUGCCCGGACCCUCCCCGCCUCUCUACAGGGCAAGAUCUUCCACAUCCCCAGCGCCGGCGUGCAGGUGAAAAUCAUCGACUACACCCUCUCUCGUCUGGAUAAAGAUGGACUUACUGUGUUCUGUGAUUUGUCCAUGGAUGAGGACCUGUUCCUGGGGGAGGGGGAUGUGCAGUUUGAUGUCUAUCGGAAUAUGCGGGAGGAGAACCAGAACGGCUGGUCCUUGUAUAAGCCUCACUCCAAUGUUCUGUGGCUCCAUUAUCUGUGUGAUAAACUUCUGAAUGAAGUGCGAUACGUGAGGAAGCCGGCGUCCCAUCAGAAGGAGCUGCGCAAACUGCGUGAUUUCAGAAGAGAAGUGCGUCAGUUCACCUCCGCCGCCGACGUCCUCCAAAGGAGCAAACUCUUCAAAUGACCCCGCCCCCAUUAUUCUUCGGUGGGAUGGGACGCCCGGCCAUGGAGGUGUGAGAACGCCGAUAUGCGCCCUCUGCUGGUGGAAAGACAGAAUUUCUGAUCUGAACUUCGUUUUAGAAUUUUUAUUUUUGUUUUUAUAAAAUGUUAUUCUCUCAUAAUCGCUAUAAGGACCCUGAUUAUAAAUAAAGAGAUAUAUCUUA